Messenger RNA from Topomyia yanbarensis, 988 nucleotides. RefSeq lists its product as uncharacterized. The coding region runs from base 338 to 856 and encodes 172 amino acids. The record is from RefSeq and is a predicted model, not a curated record. The transcript has 4 exons. NCBI's taxonomy places the organism in Eukaryota, Metazoa, Arthropoda, Insecta, Diptera, Culicidae.
UCGUCAGCCAUUCAUUACUAGAACGUUAUUAAUUUAUGUCUUUUAUUAAUUUGAGAUAUAAGCAACAACAAAUUAGUUUAGUUAACUUCCAGAAUAACAUUAAGAAAGAGAUAUGUAUUGGAGUGUUCCUCUUUGAAGGUUGCCUCAUCGGCAGAACCAUAUCUAUAUUUUAUCCCAGUGUGGCAAUUAUAACGUCAAGGCGGUUAAAAAGUAAACAACGCAUUUUACAACUAACGGAAAUUUUAAGUCCACUAUGCAUUGCCAUGUUAAUUAGUAAUUCGUUUAGUAUAUAGUGAUAGUGAAAACUAAUUAUUGGAUAAAGAUACAUAGAUUCGUUAUGGAUAAAGACACAUCAAAAAAUUUAACUUUCAACAAAACUUUGGAAGAAGUUCGGAUGUUAAAUACAAAAAAUGAAAAACUAUUAAAGGACUUUGGUAUCGAUAUCACGAAUCUCAGCGACUCCGCCCAGGCGGCACUGGAUGAUUAUGCCAAAAUCAAACAGCUUACCGGCCUGGCAGAGCUGGACGCUUCGUUCGUCGACGGAUACUGCUACCAGGAGCAAGCAAAACGUUUAGAGGCACGACUUCAAUCGAUCCCACUGAAAGCCCGUAUUCGGCAGUUGAAUAACGAGAUAAAGCGGGAGGAAACCGAUCUAGCCAAGCUGGAACACUUUGUGACUGAAACCCGCGCACAGCUGAUUCCGGAGGACGAGAUGGGAAAAAUAAGGAUAAUUCUCGAUAAGCGAAUCGAAGUACUGCGUAGCAAACAGAAAACACUCAUGGAGAAGGCGGAUAGAGUUAAUAUGGAUGAACUAAUCGCCAAAGUUAACACUCUCGAGGCGGAAAAAAACACUUAAGCCCUGCCUUGUCAGUACGAUUUGUAAUAGUCCACUAACUAUCUAUACUGCAAUGUGAUUCCCCGUAUGCGUCGAAACGAUGCGAUGCUCUGCGGGCGCAACUAAAUAAAACAUCAUUAGAAUAGAAAAACA